Messenger RNA from Cornus florida, 1586 nucleotides. Its product is annotated as 2-oxoisovalerate dehydrogenase subunit beta 1, mitochondrial. Gene Ontology annotation, biological process: response to nutrient; branched-chain amino acid catabolic process. The record is from RefSeq and is a predicted model, not a curated record. The coding region runs from base 197 to 1303 and encodes 368 amino acids. Lineage: Eukaryota; Viridiplantae; Streptophyta; Magnoliopsida; Cornales; Cornaceae. The transcript is spliced from 13 exons. Gene Ontology annotation, molecular function: catalytic activity.
GUCAGCAUUGGUCUCUCUGCUCUAUCCCGUCUCUCGACUCUCUGUCCUACUGUUUAGCUCACUGUUCUCUCAAUCAGUUAGAGAGAGAAUUUCAUACGAACAUCACACAUUCUGUGUCUAUCUGAAUCUGAAUAUCAAGAAAUUAUAUAAUCAGUAAUCAAUCUAUAUAUAUAUAUAUAUAUAUAUAUAUAUAUCUAUGGCGAACAGUUUAAGGAAAUUUGGGAGGUUGGGUUCGAUUUCUAAGAGUAGGAGUAAGAUGGUAUUCUCAACUUCGUGCUCUGAUGAGAUUAAGAGCAGCAAAAACAGUGAUUUGAUGCAACAGAGUGGAUUGAAGCAAAUGAACCUCUUCUCUGCAAUCAAUCAAGCGCUUCACAUCGCCUUGGAAUCUGAUUCUCGUGCUUAUUUGUUUGGAGAAGAUGUGAGCUUUGGUGGGGUUUUCCGUUGCACAACAGGAUUAGCUGCUUGUUUUGGUAAAGACAGGGUUUUCAAUACCCCUCUUUGUGAACAGGGCAUCAUUGGAUUUGGAAUAGGACUGGCCGCAAUGGGUAAUCGAGCAAUAGCAGAAAUUCAAUUUGCGGAUUACAUUUAUCCAGCUUUUGACCAGAUCGUCAAUGAAGCUGCUAAGUUCAGAUAUCGAAGUGGUAACCAAUUUAAUUGUGGAGGUUUAACAAUAAGAGCACCUUAUGGAGCUGUGGGACAUGGUGGGCAUUAUCACUCACAAUCCCCUGAAGCAUUUUUCUGUCAUGUUCCUGGCAUUAAGGUGGUCAUCCCUCGAAGCCCACGGGAAGCGAAAGGAUUGUUAUUGUCGUGCAUACGUGACCCAAACCCCAUUGUAUUUUUUGAACCUAAGUGGCUAUACCGCUUGGCGGUAGAAGAGGUUCCCGAGCAUGAUUACAUGUUGCCUUUAUCAGAGGCAGAGGUUAUCCGAGAAGGUAGUGACAUAACACUUGUUGGGUGGGGAGCUCAGCUAUCUAUCCUUGAACAGGCCUGCGUUGAGGCUGAAAAGGAUGGAAUCUCUUGCGAACUGAUAGACCUAAAAACUCUUAUACCUUGGGACAAGGAAACGGUAGAGACCUCUGUUAGAAAGACCGGAAGGCUUCUUAUUAGUCAUGAAGCUCCAGUAACUGGUGGAUUUGGUGCUGAAAUAUCUGCUUCCAUCGUUGAACGUUGCUUCUUGAGGUUAGAAGCUCCUGUGGCAAGAAUUUGUGGGCUGGACACUCCCUUUCCACUUGUUUUUGAACCUUUUUAUAUGCCCACAAAGAACAAGAUAUUGGACGCAAUCAAGUCAACAGUAAAUUAUUAGUUCACAAGAAGAGCUGCUUGUGCAAAUAUGUCUUAAGAAAAAUUCUUCUCGCCGAGUCGGGACUGGUGGGAGCUGUGUCUAGUUGGCGUGAGGCCAACUCUGCCAGAAGCAAAACUUUGUUUAAUAAGGCUGGUUGGUGAUUGUCAAAGUCGUCAUUAUAAUGUAAUGUUUAAAAUGAGAAUACCACAACCUUGUAUUUAUUUAUUUUUCUUUCUGUUUCCCCAUCAGACACAAUUACAGGUCCCAUGAGGAUUUGAAGAAUGCAAAAUCAUAUUUGAAACCA